Messenger RNA from Lithohypha guttulata, 966 nucleotides. RefSeq lists its product as uncharacterized. Bases 1 to 966 code for a protein of 321 amino acids. The record is from RefSeq and is a predicted model, not a curated record. Gene Ontology annotation, molecular function: alpha-1,6-mannosyltransferase activity. Gene Ontology annotation, biological process: protein N-linked glycosylation. Lineage: Eukaryota; Fungi; Ascomycota; Eurotiomycetes; Chaetothyriales; Trichomeriaceae. The transcript is spliced from 2 exons. Gene Ontology annotation, cellular component: mannan polymerase complex.
AUGCUUUCAGGCCGAUACCCAACAUGGCAGAAUGCAAGACUCAAGACGAUAGCCAGCAUUGUCUUCUGUAUCGUGGCUCUUGUGCUUGUCUAUGAAGAGAGGGCUGUACUCGAUCCACGCAAGGCAAACGUGGUUUCGGUGCUACCAUCCAUUCCGAGCUUCAUCUGGCACGUCUUUCUUCACAAAAGAGAGAUAGAUCCAAAACUUCAAACAGCAAUUCAUUCCUGGGCCGAGCUCAAUCCAGAACAUGAGUAUCAUCUCGUCGACACGGUCGGCGCAACUGAUAUCCUCUUUGACCUUUACAAAACACGUCCGGAUGUCGUCCACACUUUCCAGAGCCUUGAGUCAACCGUGAUGCGAGCAGACUUCCUCCGCUACGUCCUGCUGGCUCGCUAUGGCGGCGUCUACACCGACGUCGACACCGAGGCGAUCAUCCCAAUCAACCACUGGAUUCCAGAAGCCUACAAGAACUUCACUCGCGUUGUCAUCGGCAUAGAGUACGAUCAACUCGAAGAAGAACGUCACGUCACCAUGCCACAUUCCCUAUCUCUAUGUCAAUGGACAAUCGCAGCAACAGCUAACCAUCCACUGCUAUGGUAUGCCGUCGAAGAAACCAUGUACCAGAUCCACAGUCUCGCAGACAGCUAUCAAACAGACGUUGAACACUUACGCCCCACGGACAAAGAAGUCAUCGUCACUACCGGACCAGGUCUUUGGACUGCGAGCGUCAUCAAGCACCUUCGAAAUAAGGGUUAUCACAACAUCACUUAUGCGGAUUUUAGUGGGCUGAAGGAGCCGAAGCUCAUUGAUGAUAUCUUGAUCCUGCCUAUUGAUGCUUUUGGAACGGGGCAGCCGCAUAGUGGCUCGAAUAAGGAGGGGUCUCCGGAUGCUUUGGCAAGACACUUGUUCAGUAUGAGUUGGAGACAUGGUUGUACACCGGGAGAUUCGGCUCCAUGUUGGGAUUGA